AUGAAGGGCCUCCCGACCGACCUGGUCAGCAGGUGCCCGGCCUUCCAGGAUGGCUGCCCGUUCAAGGCAGAGGACUCGGUCGAGUCUCUCUACAAUCACCUGUCCGAGAUGCCGGCCUCCCACCGGCUCCAGGGCGGCGAGAAGUCGGAGGCCGCCCUGGCCCUGGAGACGACCUUCCGCCUCGUGCACGAGAAGUCCCAGGAGCUCAAGGCGAAGAUGAAGGCGACGUGUCCCGUCUUCGCCACGUCUUGCCCGUUCAAGACGCUGACGUCCGCGGGGGAGCCGCUGGUCGCCGAGCUGGACGGCCUCCUGGAGCAGUGGGGCCUGGACGGCACGGACGCGACGGCGCUCUCGACGCCGAGGCCCGACGCGCAGCUGUCCCAGUCGCUGAAGGCGGGCACGAAGACGGUGCACCGAGCGGCCGAGAACGUGCGGUUCGUGCGGGACUUCCUGAAGGGCGCCGUGCCCAAGGGCAGCUACGUCGAGCUCCUCAGGGCCCUGUAUUUCGUCUACACUGCCAUGGAGGGGGCCCUCGCGCGGCUGCCCGAGGAACUCCAGCACAUCGACUUCGGGGCCGUGCACCGGGCCGCGGCGCUGGAGGAGGACCUGCGGUUCUACCUCGGCGUCCCCCCGGGCGCGCCCCUGGAGCUGGGCGAGCCCUCUCCCGCCACGGCGUCGUACGUCGCCCGACUGGAGGAGCUGGUAGCCAGCGCGCCCCACCUCGUCCUGGCGCACGCGUACGCCCGCUAUCUGGGAGACCUCAGCGGUGGCCAGAUAUUGGCGAGGGCGGCAAAGAAGGCGUACGGCCUGGAGGGGGGCCGUGGGCAGGCGUUCUACCGCUUCGAGCGGGUGGGCUCUUCGCCCGCGGAGGUGAAGGAGUUCAAGAGGUCGUACCGCACCUCGCUGGACGGCCUGAGGCUGUCCACGGGCGACGCCGACGGCAUCGUCGAGGAGGCCGGCAAGGAGUGA
Molecule: messenger RNA, 969 nt
Organism: Prorocentrum cordatum
Lineage: Eukaryota; Dinophyceae; Prorocentrales; Prorocentraceae
Source: the annotation of a GenBank genome assembly